This is a messenger RNA of Conger conger (European conger), 3021 nucleotides long. RefSeq names its product acyl-CoA thioesterase 11a (gene acot11a). Bases 223 to 1956 code for a protein of 577 amino acids. Lineage: Eukaryota; Metazoa; Chordata; Actinopteri; Anguilliformes; Congridae. Gene Ontology annotation, molecular function: lipid binding; thiolester hydrolase activity. Gene Ontology annotation, cellular component: extracellular exosome. The record is from RefSeq and is a predicted model, not a curated record. The transcript has 17 exons.
CACUCUGUAACUUGGUUAGUAGUAGUGACAUUUUUUCACGAGUAGCGCAUAUUUAUAUUUUUUGUCAUUGUACAUGUUUGUUUAGGACAAAUGUACAUUCGCGCAGAUGUGAUUACGGUUUCGGAUUAACUUCUCAAGUAACAACAGUGAUAAGAUGUCUACCUGACUGGUGGCAGCUGUGUCAGAGGGCUUUCUUUGCCAAAGGCCCUCGCCCCUCCAGCCAUGGAUUCGGAAAGCCAGGCCCUGCAGGAGUGGGACGAGCCCCUGGUCAUCCUGGAGAAUGGAGAGGAAUACAGGAACCCCACGGAGGUGAAAAUGAGCCAGAUCGUGCUGCCCUGCCACGCCAACCACCGCGGGGAGCUCAGUGUGGGACAGCUGCUCAAGUGGAUGGACACCACUGCCUGUCUGUCUGCGGAGAGGCAUGCUGGGUGCCCCUGCAUCACCGCAUCUGUAGAUGAUAUCUAUUUCGAGCACACGAUCGGGGUGGGACAGGUGGUCAACAUCCAGGCUAAAGUCAACAGAGCUUUCAACUCAAGUAUGGAGGUGGGGAUUUUGGUCUUGUGUGAGGACCUCUUCACCGACCGGCAGUGGAGGGUGUGCCACGCCUUUGCCACGUUUGUGGGCCGUCGCACGGAAGCAGGCAAGGUGCAGCUGACGCAGGUGGUCCCACGCACGCAGACGGAGCAGGUGGAGCACAGCGUGGCAGCUGAGCGGCGGAGGAUGAGGCUGAUCCACGUGGAGAUAAUGAAGGACCUGCUCAACAACGCCACCCUUCAGAAAGUGGAUGAGUGGCAGGACCAUCAGGACUCGGUGCCUGCAGAGAGGACACGGGUAGAGAGUGUGGAGCUGGUGCUGCCCCCUCAUGCCAACCACCAGGUCAACACCUUCGGGGGCCAGAUCAUGGCCUGGAUGGAAAACGUGGCAACCAUUGCUGCCAGCCGUCUGUGCAACGCACACCCCACCCUGCGGACCAUUGACAUGUUCCACUUCAGAGGUCCGUCCCAAAUUGGGGACCGCCUGCUUCUGAAGGCCAUUGUCAACUAUUCCUUCAAGCACAGCAUGGAGGUGGGCGUGUGUGCGGAGGCCUACCAGGUGGGGCAGAGUCUACGACACAUCAACAGCGCCUUCAUGACCUUCGAGGUUCUGGACCAGCAUGGGAAACCGCGCACACUGCCGCAAAUUCGACCAGAACCCGUGAAUGGAAAGAGGCGGUACCGGGAGGCCAUCGCCAGGAAGAAGAUUCGAUUGGACAGGAAAUACAUCAUCUCCUGUAAGCAAACCGAGGUGCCUCUGUCCGUACCCUGGGAUCCCAGCAACCAGGUGUACCUGAGCUACAACAACGUGUCUGCCCUGAAGAUGCUUGCCGCGAGAAACAACUGGGUGUUAAAUUCUGAGAGAAAUAAGGUCAGCCUGUACACACUGGAGGAGAACCAGGUCCUGUGCAUCUGGGUGGAGACCCAGGUGAACGUCCCGGCGGAGAAGGUCUUCCUGCUGAUGUCGGACCUCCGCCGGAGGCCGGAGUGGGACAGGAACUAUGAGCUGUGUGAGGUGGUCAACCAGGUGAACGAAGAUGACACUAUCUACCGCGUGGUCACUCCCUCGGUCAGCAAACACGGAAGUGUCCAGGACUUCAUCUUGCUAGCUUCCAGGAGGCGGCCAUGUAACACUGGGGACCCGUUCGUGAUUGCCCUGCGGUCUGUCACCCUUCCCACUCACCCCCCCACAGAAGACUACAAGCGUGGGGAGGUGACAUGCGCGGGGUUCAGUAUUUGGGAGGUCUCCAGCAACGUUACAAAGAUCUCCUACUACAACCAGGCCUCGCCCGAGGUGCUGCCCUACAUCUCCACUGACAUCGCCGGGCUCUCCUCCAGCUUCUGCUGCACCUUUCAGUCCUGCAGCCAGUUCCUGGAGGAGAACAAGGACAGCCUGGAGCUCCUGGCCUCCACCGCGCUGUGACACCUGGCUGUGAGCGGGGGCGUCAGGGCGGGGCGGAAAGCUCCAACAUCAGGCCCCUCUUCCGAGGUGCUCCAAACUGCUCCAGUACGAGACACCUCACCUGGAGCUGGGUGUGUGUGGCCUGUUACGCUGUGGCCUUUACUGCCAUUGCAUCAGCCACAGAUUUAUUACAGCCUUUUACUGCCUUUUAACUAGAAUUAAUACUAUAGUUCAUUUGUUAAAAGUUUUGGGGUUUUUUUACGUUAUGAAACAGAGUUUUCCUUAUUGUAAGUGUCUGGAAGUGAACAUGUUUGAAAGCAUGUUUGGCAUUGAUGGUGUUAUAUAUGAUAGUAACUUAAACUUGUCCACAACACACCUUGCAGAGUAAGAGAUGUCACUUAAGAAAAACAGGGCUGGUUUCACGGACACAUAUUAAGCUUGGUUCUGGACUAAACUUUGUUUUGUACGGAGAAUCUCCAUUCAGAAUGUAAUUUAGUCUUGGACUAGGCUUAAUCUGUGUCUGCAAAACUGGCCCAGAAUUGUAAUAUUCCAUUAUGAUAUUCCAAUAGAAUAUUCUGGAAUGUGGAAUCGGUACUGUAGUCACAUCUGGAUUACACAUUAUUAUUUAGAUACUGUGGGAAUGUUCUGUGAAUUAUUUUUAACAAAACAAAUUCACAGAUGUCUCAUACAAGUCUGUGUUGUGAGAAAGACAUUUUGCAAUUAACUGGAGCUGGGCAUAUUUAUAUGUUUGGAGAUUUUUCUGGGAUUUUUUUUAUAGUGCAGUUGUGGGAAUGUAGAGUUUCAUUGCACAUUUUCUAUGCUUCACAGUCUAUUUCUUUUCAAAUAGAUUAGUGAAAACAAGACGAGAUGUUGGUAAUCAUACUGUAAAUGUAAUUCUAUGUCAAGAAAACACUAUAUAAUGAGCAGCAAUCAAGCCUUUCAUAUUCAAGUCUUUAUACACGAUUUUGAACAUCAGUGAGCUGAAAAUAAUUUAUGAAUGCUGAGCAUCGACACCCUACCCCAUUUUUCAAUGUAAAUUACAUGCCUGGACUAAAACAAUAAAUAAGCAACUAGGUGGCAAAUGAA